Messenger RNA from Xiphophorus couchianus (Monterrey platyfish), 1628 nucleotides. RefSeq lists its product as uncharacterized. The record is from RefSeq and is a predicted model, not a curated record. The transcript is spliced from 3 exons. The coding region runs from base 33 to 1541 and encodes 502 amino acids. Gene Ontology annotation, molecular function: ubiquitin-protein transferase activity. Lineage: Eukaryota; Metazoa; Chordata; Actinopteri; Cyprinodontiformes; Poeciliidae.
AAGAUUGUCAAAGUCCUGAACAACCAAAUGACAUGGAUUCAACCCCAACAGCUAGAAAAGGAUCUUUUGGUGAAAUGGAGGAUUGUGAUGAUCAAACUUUGAAUCACCUAGACUCUUCCUACAACCAUUCUGGAGUUGUUGAUUUUACAGAUCCACCUCAUUCUGGAUCCACACCUCGGCAGCCCCAGCCCUUCAGCUCUGAAAAUUCUGGAUCUGUUCCACACAUGGAUGAGGGAGACACGGUUGUAUGGAAUCCUGAAGAGGACCUAAUUGGAUUGGAUGAUGACAGUGACAUAGUCGUUGUAACACUAAAUUAUGACAACACUGAAGAAGUUGUACAGGACGAUCUCAGCAGUCCCUUUGGACACGGUUCCCCGAUACUGUUGCCUUCAGCCAGGAGUCUCUUCUCAUCACAAAUGCAAACCAGUAAUAUGGAGGCAGGACAAACUGGCCAGGACUCUGGCUUGAUUCCACCCGAAGAUUCUCACCCAAGUUCAAGCGGUCUACUGCCCCAAUCUGUUUCAGCUGGUAACUCAGAAAAUCUAGCAAACCAUCUACAUGUGUCAAUUCGCAGGAUCAAGGUUGUGGAAGAUCUUUUGGCUGUGUUUAUGGAAAACAACCUUUUGAAUCAGACUUUAAAAAUGGAGUUUGUGAAUGAAAGAGCAAUCGAUGAUGCUGGGGUAUCAAGGGAGGUUUACACUGCAUUUUGGGAGCAGUUUUUGGAACAGUGUGAGGGUGAAACAGAGCGAGUUCCCAGGUUGAGGCCUGACUUUUGUGAGUCUGAAUGGCAAGCCAUUGGACACAUUUGGGUCAAAGGAUUUCUAGACCAUGGAGUCAUUCCAGUGAGGCUAUCGAAAGCUUUCAUUUUAGCUUGUGUCCAUGGAAUUGAAUCAGUGGAUGAUGAUGUAUUGAUCCCAUCAUUUCUCAACUACCUCCCUCUAGUAGAGAGAUCAGCUGUUGAGAAGGCUCUACAGGGCACCAUGGAUCAAGGUGAUGAAGAGGACUUGCUAGACCUCUUCACAAGGAUGGGGUCCCACUUCCUGCCUCCCAAUGAGAACAUUCAGCAGGCCAUUGAAACCAUGGCUCACAAGGCAAUUCUUCAAGAGCCAAAGUAUAUAUUGGAUUGCUUCUCCACAUCCAUGGCAUGUGUACAAGUGGAACUUGCUGACAAGAAAAGUCUGUUGUCUUUGUAUGAAAAAAAGAAGGCCUCAGGUAAAAGACUGUUACAGCUGUUUGAAUCAGCAAAUGUGACGCUGUCCCAGAGAGAACAGACAACCUUUAACCACCUUCAACGUUUUGUAAAAAAUGCUGAUGAAGACAAGGCCGAAAAAAUACUGCGUUUCUGCACCGGCUCUUCUGUAAUCUGUGUUGACAAAAUUCUCAUUUGUUUCAACACUGAAACCGGGCUUAAUAGAAGGCCUGUUGCUCGCACCUGUGGAGCUACCCUAGAACUUCCUUGCACUUAUAGUUCUUACCCAGACUUUCGCACAGAGUUCGACAACAUCCUCUCCAGUAAUUACUUUGAAAUGGACAUAAUUUGAAGUUGAUGGGAGGUAUUUACAGCACCUUUUUGUUUUGGUUGUAAAUUUUGAAUGCAGUUUUUUUUUUUUCUAAAUUUCAUAUUUAAA